Thunnus maccoyii (southern bluefin tuna) is the source of this 2544-nucleotide messenger RNA. It is a transcript of the gene pigk, whose product is annotated as phosphatidylinositol glycan anchor biosynthesis, class K. The coding region runs from base 52 to 1203 and encodes 383 amino acids. Lineage: Eukaryota; Metazoa; Chordata; Actinopteri; Scombriformes; Scombridae. Gene Ontology annotation, cellular component: GPI-anchor transamidase complex. The transcript has 11 exons. The record is from RefSeq and is a predicted model, not a curated record. Gene Ontology annotation, molecular function: GPI-anchor transamidase activity. Gene Ontology annotation, biological process: proteolysis; protein localization to cell surface; attachment of GPI anchor to protein.
GGAGCCAUUCGUUUUCACUUCCUGGAUGUGCACAACUGGCAGUGCUGCACAAUGAAAAUACUCACUUUAUUGAGCUUAUUUUCCACAUAUCUAUUAGCGAACAGCGUCAACAUAGAGGAUAGCGCAGGACAAUUCUUCAGCAGUGGUCACACAAAUAACUGGGCAGUUCUGGUGUGUACAUCCAGAUUCUGGUUCAACUACCGUCAUGUGGCCAAUACUCUGUCUGUCUACAGAAGUGUUAAGAGACUGGGCAUCCCUGACAGCCACAUAGUCCUGAUGCUGGCUGAUGACAUGGCUUGUAACCAUAGAAACCCAAAGCCUGCCACAGUGUUUAGCCACAAGAACAUGGAGCUGAACGUGUAUGGUGACGAUGUGGAGGUGGACUACCGAGGUUAUGAGGUGACAGUGGAGAACUUCCUGCGAGUUUUAACUGGAAGGCUGCCGCCCAGCACUCCACGCUCCAAACGCCUCCUCUCUGAUGACCGAAGCAACAUCCUCAUAUACUUAACAGGCCAUGGCGGAAAUGGCUUUUUGAAGUUCCAGGACUCAGAGGAGAUCAGUAAUGUGGAACUGGCCGACGCUUUUGAGCAGAUGUGGCAGAAAAGAAGGUACAACGAGCUGCUCUUCAUCAUUGACACCUGUCAGGGAGCCUCGAUGUAUGAGAGGUUCUACUCUCCAAACCUCAUGGCUUUGGCCAGCAGUCAAGUUGGAGAGGACUCCCUGUCGCACCAGCCAGAUUUGGCCAUCGGAGUUCACCUGAUGGACCGUUACACCUUCUACCUGCUGGAGUUCCUGGAAGACAUCCACCCUGCAAGCAAAGCCAACAUGAAUGACCUGUUCAAAGUAUGUCCCAAGAGCCAGUGUGUGUCCACUCCGGGCCACCGUACUGACCUGUUCCUGAGGGACCCAGGAAGCGUCCUCAUCACUGAUUUCUUUGGUAGUGUCCGUAAAGUCGAGAUCACCAUGGAAACCAUCAACUUGACCGACCCCAUCGAACCUUUGGAGGAGACUCCUGUGAACGGAGAGCUGCAAAAAGAGAGAUACUCAUAUGUGGACCAGCUGCCGGUGUCUGAGAUCAUCCAUCAGAAACCCAAACAGAGAGACUGGCAUCCUCCUGACGGCUUCAUCCUGGGCCUGUGGACUCUAAUCCUGCUGGUGUUUUUCAAGACCUAUGGCAUCAAGCACCUCAAACACAUCUUCUGAGGCCUCGGUGUUUAUGUCGCUGGAUAUCAGAGGAUGUGGAGCCGAGGGAGACCAGGAGCCUGCGCUGAAGGGAUAUUAGAGGGAAGGUGCGGUUUGUGCCAGGCUUGUUUUUUCUUCCAUGGAAAGAAGAUGUAUGUCACCACAAGUGCUUGGCCAGAUAUGGUGUGAUGCUAUUGGUGCCCUUUUUUUUUAUUUUUGGACAAUUGCUCCCUACUGAUGAAAUGUUAAAAACAAAAUUAAGUUUGAAGAUAAAUGGCAAAUACUUGAAGUCAUGCAUCAGGUAUGGGCAUCGGCAUGGGAAUACUUUUAGUGGUACGGUUAUUUUAAGUGUUUUAUGUGUUCACUUUGACAAGGAGUUCAAUAUAUUUAUUGUUUUUGUGUGUCAAAACUACUUUUUUGUUCAGCCAUUCUAUAAUUGCGCUGAUUUGGUUAAAAAUGCACUGAAUUGAGUCCUUAGAUAAGAAUUUAAUUUGUUUUAGAGAGCUGCAUAUUUCAGCAGCAGCCUUUUUUUUUUGUUUAAGUGCUACUCAGAACAUCUGCUCGGUCAGAAAGAGAAAUGUGCAACGAGAGCGGGCUGAUUGGCUGUGAGCAGGCUGUGGACAGAUUACUAUUUAAUGUCUCUCUUGUCAAUAUACAUUACACUCCUUGACCGUCAUAUCAUGCUUGUGAAAGAUAACAACCCUACAUAAUACCAUCUUGCAUGAUGGACCCAUCCACUUUUCCAUUCACCAAAUUGCCCUCCUAGCUCUCCAGCCGUGUACUCCACUGAUUGUAUUCUGGGUGAUGGACAGCUAUUUCCCCAGCCAUUCCGCGUCUCGCGCCACAGCAGCGAUAAGUGAGUGAUAACCUAGUAAGCCGCCGGCCGUCCCAAAUGAAUCUCCUCAUUGCUAGGACGUGUUUUCCUCCUUACUUCUCUCCCUUUCUCUCCAUGUGUAACCACUCUGCAUUAGGCUCAUUGUUGGGGGAGUGACUGAUGCUCAAAGCAUAUGGAUUGAACUGGCGGUAGUUUAUCUUUGCUCCUUGGCGUGAGGACCCGCCCAUUGGGUGCCCAGUGCCACUCUCGCUGGCGGCUGAAGUGGAAAAUAGAUGGAGUUGGAAAUGAAACCAUAUGUAUUGGAAGGCAGCUGCUGCGUCAGCCACUGUGUACCUUUUCUUAUACAUUAUUUAUGCAACACUUAUUUCUUCUUCCUUUUUACUCCCUGUUUCUUAUUUCCUCUAAUGGUAUUCCUCCAGCUUCCCUUUCAUUGAAAGCUAGCACACUUUAUUUCCUCAAUUGGUGAGAUUUUGAUGCCCUGAUUAAAGAUGAAAUACUGAAUCAAAGGAAUAAAUUUAUGUCUUUAA